This is a messenger RNA of Cadophora gregata, 1569 nucleotides long. RefSeq lists its product as uncharacterized. The transcript is spliced from 3 exons. The record is from RefSeq and is a predicted model, not a curated record. Bases 1 to 1569 code for a protein of 522 amino acids. Lineage: Eukaryota; Fungi; Ascomycota; Leotiomycetes; Helotiales; Ploettnerulaceae.
AUGAUGGCGUUGAUUUUACCCAAAGGGAUCGUGGUCAACAGUGAUGAAAUCAAUGAGAGUAUUGAGAAGAUUGCCUCCGAGCCAUUGGACGCAGCAGAAAUUGCCAAAUUCUGGAAAGUGUAUACCACUACGAAGCGCAGGCUCCUGGAUCCUACGGCGGAGCGUCUAGAGAACUAUUGGUGGCGUAUAUGGUACAGCGACAAGAAACACCUAGAAGCUGCGACUGUUGCCCGACUCUUUGAUCACAUCUCGAACGGACCAACCUUCGUACCACUACGCGGACCUCCGAAUCGUGUCGAAGGACCAUCACCACCGAACAAAAGUAUUCAACAUCUACCUGGAGCUUCGAGCACCACAGCUCUCCACCACCCUCGCCCAAGUGGGCCAUCAACAAGUAGUGGGACGACCACUACCGCUUCCUCCGCAUCCAAGGGGCCUGCACCCAUGCCACACCCAAUCUUGAAGAAAACAAGAGGGCCAUCUACAAGCGGUCCACGCCCAACGGCUCGGUUCAUCUCACCCCAUGAGUCAGAACAGGAGGGCGAAGAAAACUCGCCCAUCAGUCCUAAUUCCCACGUUGUAGUUCAGCCACCUUCGCCAGAUACACAGGAGGGAAAGGCCGAUAAGAAGGCCGGGACUCCGAAUAGGAAGAAGCCUGGCUUCGCUGCCUCGACGAAAAAGAAGCGCCCCGUGAUCGUUCGCCGACAAAGCUCGCAAACAUCUCAAUCUUCAGCGGAUGUGGCUACUAGAGAAGCCGAAGCUGCGCAGGCGACCUCGGGAACCCGUUCUCCGCUGGAUGGACCACCUGCAAGGACGCAGUCAAAAUUUCAAGAGAACUUCACUCCAUCUCCUGACCGAUCCGCUAGUAGUCAGCUAGCGAAGAAGAAGCUUACUGACACGAAACGUUCUUCCCCACGGAAAUCAGCUGGUGUAAAAGUGCGUGCUUCCUCCAGCGAGCGUGGCCUAUCUGGACAACCUGGACCAUCUUCUAAACUUCAACGUGUCGAAAAUCUCCAGGAGGAAGAGGAGAAGGAGGAACUGGCUCCGGAGGAGUCCGAGGCAUUGGAACUUCAGAGGAUUAUGCUAGCCGAAGCGAAUGCUCGUCUACAACGAAAAGUUAAAGGAACGAUAGACCGUACCAGUGACCCGGAACCGGAGCGUCCACAGACGACAUUACUGAAGUCACCGAGGUCAAAAUCGGCUGGAACCCCCGAGUCGUCUGGAUCAGACGCCAUGCGACUUGUGCAACACGAUUCCAAGGGUGUUCCUAGCCUGGCCCCAACGCUGGCCGAUGCAACUGGACAAGUACAGCUAGGUGAAUUUGGUCCCAACCCGCCUCGGUCUCCCUCGAGAACGUCACCAUCUUCAACAAGAGAAUCGAAAGGCAAAUCACGGGCCACAGAACAAGCGGAGCAAGGCGAUAUGUUUGCAAAACGACCAGUCCAGCCUGUGAAAGCAGCACCAGUAGCAGAUACUUUGACCAGAAGCAAAAGUCAACUCACUUUGUUGCUGAAGCAGGACAAGGAGAAGAACAACCGAAAUGAAAGAGAAUACAAGAAGAAGAAGUAA